AACGAAGCACAAACAAAAGUAAAAAAAACAUCGUACUGACGUCUGCAUGUCAUCCCCUUAGAUAUCAGUCAAAGACGAAUUUGAUUAUAUUCCACUGUCCUUAACAGAGAUAUUUAAUUUAUUCGGCACAAACAAACUGGGUCUUAAACUCCUUACCAGUCAGAUCCUGACUACUUAGAAUGUCGAUCUUAUACGUAAAAGCUUAUCAUGGUCUUUGUAGUAGCAAUAACAGUUUCUGUCACAAACCACAGUUCCUUCAUGGAUUGAGAGAUCGAGCUCAGAAAAUCGGUAUUCGAAUAGAUCUCGUACCAGUCCCUUUCGUCGACUACUGUAUGCUCGAAAUGUGUGGACAUGAAAUUUUCCGCUGUAAGCUUCAGAAUUUGAAGUUCAACACUCAAUUCACACGGGACGAGGUGUGCGAUAGGGCCAUCUACGCCAUCCUAUCGGCCUCCCUGAAGUUCCGGCGAGCGCGGGCUUGUCUAUGGUUCUGGACAGCGCUUGACCACCAGCUGUUUAGAAGAAGCAAGUAUGCGCCACAAGACUACUGGCCUGUUGACGUGGACUUUACAAUAAAAGAAAAAUGUGUUGAUUGUUCGAUUUGCUGCAAAGUGCCGCUAGAGAGUACGCCAGAUAAUACUAUGACGGAAAAAGAUAAAAUGGAAGAUCCCAUUUCUUUAAAGUCGGAAUCUUAUUCGCUAGACGAAGAUUUUAUAUAAUCGAAUAUUGUCUCCUCUACGGGUUGAUUAGUAAACUCAACUUUGAAUUAACUCUGUAGUUAUACUAGUGGAACUGACUUUCUUCUAUUUUGCAUUAUUAUUUUAUUGAGCUU
This is a messenger RNA of Helicoverpa zea (corn earworm), 829 nucleotides long. RefSeq lists its product as uncharacterized. The coding region runs from base 180 to 716 and encodes 178 amino acids. NCBI's taxonomy places the organism in Eukaryota, Metazoa, Arthropoda, Insecta, Lepidoptera, Noctuidae. The transcript is spliced from 3 exons. The record is from RefSeq and is a predicted model, not a curated record.